UCAGUAUGUUAGAUCCGCUCGGCUUACGAGCACCGUGGGUUCCUGUGGGAGUAUUACUGUCUGUCAGGGGUGUAACUGGGCUCUUUCUCAACGCUGUCGGGGAGUUUGCUGAGAGGCGGAGCUGAGGUGGCAGAGGUUAUACAUGCAAACGUGUUUUUUUAACAAGCGCCCUCAAUGUUUAGUCAUUAUAGAAAGAACCACAGCAGUUUGAAAAACAAGCUUCUUGAGGUGACAGACGGUGUUCAUGUCUGUCGUUUCCUCAGGAGGAUUGCGCUCCGACCACGGAGUUUUCGCUUCUGUUAACAGAAACCAGAUUCAACGAUCAGUGGAGAAACUACGGCUUCGCGAGGCCACCAAAUGAUGGCUUUUAUUUUGCGAACUAUUCCUGCUCUAAAUGCGUUUUAGACGUUUAAAAUGCGUUUCGGCACCGCGCUCGCUUUUGUUGCCGCCGUGGUGUCUCCACUGCUGCUGGACUGCGCCACAACAUGUCAGAUGAGGAAUCAAAAUGGUUUUGUUAAAAGAGACUGCCCUGUGAAACUGACCCCAGUUCCAAUUCAGGACUCUAAGAGCCAUUACUCUGAAUGUGUCACAGUCCAUGUGUGGAUAAAGUCUGAAGAUGUCUCUAAAUGCCCAAAGAUUGAAAUUCUCUCAUCAUCAGAAGUAUUUAGGCCUACCUUCAAAACAAGAAACAAAAAUAGACAAACAGAAAGAAAAAGAACGUGCUACAAUGAAACAAAACAAUAUGAAAAACAAGUCAAGUGUGGCACAAAGCAGUACAGCAAUGCCAGUUCUGCUGUGUGGGAGCUGGUUCAUGAUUGUAUUGAGGCUAAAGCAAAAACAGUUGUUUCUGUGACCUACAGCACGACAUCCUCCAGCUGCCGUGUCACUUACACGGUGCCAGAUCCCAUACCAAGAUUUGAUCUGUCUGUGAACCAGUCUACUAAAUCCAUCUCUGUCACCGUGGAGCCUGGAGACAAAGUCUACACCAGAUGGUGUUACAAAAAAACUGCAGGAUUCUGCAAGGCAACUUUCCCCAACAGAAUUACUAUUGAUCCAUCUCAGUCUCGAUCAGCUGUUCUUAACAUCCCUUACUUGCUGCCCUGUGUGUGUGUGCAGGCGUAUUACACCCGUGAAGAUUCCAAGCGACAUGAAAAAUGCCUGUUUGAAAACGACACCCUUACAGAUUUCAGCGAUGUUUGGCCCUCCUCUGAUGUCGAACUGUUUGAGUCAUAUUUGAUGUUGAGUUUGGAGUGUCCUGCCAGUGACCUGAAGAUCUCUGCCUCCCUCUGCUGGAGGCUGAACGAACACCUCUGCAUACCUGUGCUCAACACCACGUUGGAGAGGACGGAGUUUGUAACCGAAGCGCGGUAUUACACAUCAGGAGUGGACAAACACCCUCAGAUGUGUGUACAGUUUUCUCUACAAGGCAGCCAUAAUAUCUCUUGCCGAUUCCAGCCUGAUAUGUCUUCAUGGGAGGUGUAUAUCGAACCUGGCAAGCAGAGUGUGUUUUUGCAUUUCACCUCUGUUGUUCCUGCAAAGUUCUCAGCUCAGCUCUGUGUCCUUAAUAAGAGCGAAUGUACACUCAUUGGGCAGGUCCAUUCAGUGACAAUGUCAGGAAAUACGACUAUCAUGAGGAUGAAUGUGCCUCUUCACUCUCUUGCUGAGAAGCCGUGCGUGAAGGUGUGGCAGUCAGAUCCUGCUCUUCUUGGUGGAAGAAUUCUGUGCCCAGACUACACGCACAACCGAUGUGGCAUGUAUGCUGUGGCAGCUUUAAUAUUUGUGGUUAUUGUUGCUUUACUGGGAGUUUUCAUUCACCGUCUCACCAGGAGUGGAGCUACAGGUUGGCUCUGUAUCCAGGAGCCAGUGUUGCUGGUGGGCUCAUCAGAGCAGUCAGCUCAUGUCUCUGCCAUGUGUGCAUUAGCCUCAAUCCUGCAGGGAGAGCUAAAUGCUGUAGUGCACAUGGCUUUGUGGGCCCAAAGCUCACAAACACAGACUGGGACUGGAGUGGCAGACCUGGGUCCACUUCCCUGGCUGUACGGGCAGUGGGAAACAGUGCGUAAGGCACAAGGAAAAGUGCUGAUUGUUUGGAGUCCCGAAGCUAACAGGGUCUAUGAAAAGCAGAGGGAGGAGAGGGCAAGCAGUGAUAAGACUGAGAGACAAGUGGAAGAUUAUAACAAAGCAGAGGUGAGACAUGAAAAAAUGAGAGUAGAGAUGGAAGAAGAUAUGAACCUAAAUGGACGAAAAGUGGGUAAAUGCAAAAAACAGAAAGCUUCAAGGACAAGAGAUAGUUUUAAAUUAUAUGAUGAUAAAAAUUGGCAUGCCCAUAGAGAGCCCUCCACAGUAAUAGCACCAGUGUUUACAGCUGCUCUGGCUUGCCUAGAGGGGGCGCUGCAGGUGGGCAAAUGUCAAGGAGUGGCCCUUGUUUACUUUCAGGGCCUUUGCCACACUAGGGACAUCCCAAAGGCCUUCAGAGGCAUCCCCCGGUACUGCUUACCAAAGGAUUUCAGUGGUUUGAUACAGGAGCUUGGAGGUAUGAGAAGACAGACAAAAACUGGAAAAUUCUGGUGCCACUGCUGGCCCAGACUCCUGCCUAAAGUGCUGUCAGUAUGGCUUGCACGGCAGCUAUCCCAAAGACUGCAAACACUGCUGCCUCAGACACAAGAGGAGAAAAUGCAAGGGCCGAGUGUCACAUCGUCAGUGAAAAAAACGUCAGAUAAGACUCAGAGCAGGCUCAAGUUGCCACUGGCAGCCAACAUGGCUGGGCCAGGAACUGUACAAGAGCACGAGCCUCUCCACGAGUUGCCAUGGUGAGCAGAGAAACUUUAAUCUCAAGUUUCACGUGUCUGAUGAGGACAGGCUUUUGUUGUGCUGCAAACAUGAUACAUGAGACACGCGAGCUGGUGUAUCAUUGUGAGCACCUCAGGGCCAAUCACUCCGUAUGAACUAUUUUAUACUGGUACCAGCAUGUGACAAAUGCGCUCAUUUGCAUAUUAAAGAUAGGUAAAUACUCCAUCCCGUUUUCAGCAUUUAGUCUCAAAGAGGUUCUUUAUUUUGCUUUCGUGACUGAAGCCAUAGUGAGCACCUGUCUUAUCUACUUUAUGCAAAUAUGCUGACCACUAGUAAAAUCUGUUUGCAAACUAACCUUAUUUUAUGCAUGGUAGCAUUCAAUAUUUGAAAGUGUUGUAACAGGACAGGUGAAAAGGUUUAUGACUGCAGAUCAUCACAGCAUGCAAAUUUUCAUACUGGUUUGCUGAAGCAAAGACGUUACGCCAAAACUGUACCUUGGAAUUUCAGUGUAAGAGUGAAACAGGCAGAAAGAUGAAGUGGCUUGCACUGAUGCAUUCUCAACCAUUCUGCAGAUUAUUCGUGUGAUCAUGUAGUAAUACUAUUGCCUUUAGUACAGGAGCUCCAUUAUUAUUAUGUGCACACAUACUACCUCCUAAAAAGUGUAAAUUCAGUUUUGUUUGUAUUUGCUGCCCUUUAGGUAUGAUGCACUUCUUUAUCCAGCAAACGUGACUGCCCCUUAAGCAAAUAUUAGUUCAACACGGCAUUACAACAUUUUGUAUGAAAGAUAAUGAGAUUUAGGUAUCAUUUUUUAAAUGACUCGUCUUGAUGAAAUGAAAGAAGAAAAAUUUAAUGUUAUGCUUUUAAUAUUAA
Messenger RNA from Plectropomus leopardus (leopard coralgrouper), 3657 nucleotides. RefSeq names its product interleukin 17 receptor E (gene il17re). Lineage: Eukaryota; Metazoa; Chordata; Actinopteri; Perciformes; Serranidae. The record is from RefSeq and is a predicted model, not a curated record. Gene Ontology annotation, molecular function: interleukin-17 receptor activity.